This is a messenger RNA of Anthostomella pinea, 1350 nucleotides long. The record is from the annotation of a GenBank genome assembly. NCBI's taxonomy places the organism in Eukaryota, Fungi, Ascomycota, Sordariomycetes, Xylariales, Xylariaceae.
AUGAACAACCCAACCCCAGCCGUCGAGCCCUUCGACAACGUCGCGGACUCGACCGACUGGCUCCCAACGCCGCUCUCGGGCCUCGCAGCCGUCGAGGCCGCGCUGCGCUGCCAGGUCUGCAAGGACUUCUACAAGACGCCCAUGCUGACCUCGUGCAACCACACCUUCUGCUCGAUAUGCAUCCGGCGCGUCCUCUCCAGCGACAGCAAAUGCCCCCUCUGUCGCGCCUCCCAGCAGGAGUUCAAGCUGCGAAGCAACUGGUCCAUGGAAGAGGUCGUCGCGGCAUUCACCCAGGCCCGCCCCAUCGUUCUCGACUUCGCGACGACGAGACCACCCGCGUCCACAGACUCGGAAACACCCAAGAGGAAGGUAGACGACAUCGAGGAUGAGCAGCAGGCCAGCAGCAGUCAGCCCUCCAGCAAGCGACUCCGGUCUUCAACCCGGCUGAGCAAGUCGAGGGGCCUGGAAGCGAAGGCCGAGAUGGCCCGUCAGGAGUCCCACAUACCGGACUCCGAACCAACACUAUACGAACCCGACGACGGCCUGGUCGCCUGUCCCAUAUGCUGGCAGCGCAUGCGGCCACUGCUAGUAGACAAGCACCUCGACACGUCUUGUCCCGGAGAACCACAGCCGCGCCCACCACCACCCCAGCCCUCGCGACACCACAGCUCCCGCGCGACGACAUUAACAUCGACAGGCGGCACACGAACCGUCUCCUUGCCCCAACCCUCGACCUCAAAACCGCCCCCAGAGCGCCUCCCCGCGCUAAACUACAGCAUGCUAAAAGAACAACAACUGCGCAACCGCAUGCGCGACCUCGGCAUCGCCACCACCGGCUCACGCCCAAUGCUCGAGAAGCGGCACAAGGAGUGGAUGACCAUCUGGAACGCCAACUGCGACUCGCUGCGGCCGCGGCGCAAGGCAGAACUACUACACGACCUGGACGUGUGGGAGCGCACGCUGGGCACGCGUGCGCCGACGAGCUCGCGGUCGCUGCACCUGGGCGCCCAGAUCAAGGACAAGGACUUCGACGGCGCCGCGUGGGCCGCCAAGCACGAUACCUCGUUCAGGGAUCUGAUCGCGAGCGCGAGGAGGAAUCGGGUGCAAGCUGCUCAGCAGCAACAAUCUAAUAAUCCCGGUGAUGAGGGAAAGGAAGAGACGGAAACAGAUAAGCCAGGCAUGGGCGUGGGGAUGGUGACAGAUAAGACAACAGAGUUGCCGCAGUCCGCAACUCCGGGACCUGGGUUUAUAGAUUUGACGGGGGGGAUGGCUUUGACGCCACCGCACAAACAGUCAAAUGGAGAGAACGAGGCGGUAGAUUUAGGACCGGGGACGACAGUGAUCUCCUGA